CUCUCGCUCGACUUUACCCAUAACGAGAGAUCCAGCUAUAACGCGACUGAGAGAGCGACGAGCCCGCGAGCCGCGCGCGCGCUUUUUUUUUGCACGCCGCCAGCCGAACCCCAGCCAGUCCUGGACUUGAUUAUUGGGGCUGUGUAACAACAACACAAUCAUCUCAAGAGCAAGAGCAACCCCAAUAAUUGGAAAAUGUCCGGAUUCGCGACGGCGGGUCUCGCGGCCUUCGAUUCUCUCAAGAGCAGAGCGUCUGAGAAGCUUUCUGGAAUAAAGAGAAGAGGACAAGCCGGCCAUGACGGCUACGAGGAAUUUGAAAUAUCGAGCGAGCACGUGAAAGACAACAGAGGUUUCGAAGAUGAAAGAGGAUUUGGUAAGCAGCAUUCGCUUGAUUCCCUACCGGAACCGGAGAGACCACCGUUACGACACAUUGAUACUUACUGCAAACCUGAAUGCCCGUGCUUGUCCAAGAGAUACACCAUCGCCGUGCUCGCCUGUCUUGGUUUCGUAAUCUCGUUCGGUAUGAGAUGUAAUAUGGGCAUGGCCAAGCUGAAACCGAACAACGAAACAAAUUUGACCGAGUCGAUGCUGGAGGCAGCCCGUGUGUUCAACUGGUCGGUGGCAACGCAAAGUGCCGUCGACUCGUCAUUCUUUUGGGGCUACCUAAUCACUCAGGUGCCGGGUGGCUUUUUCGCCUCUCUUUAUCCGGCCAACAAGAUAUUUGGCGGUGCGAUUGUCAUCUCCUCAUUCCUGAAUCUUCUCGUGCCGGGAGCUAUCAGCGCCAGUCCCGUCGUCUACAUGUUGGUCCAAGUUUGCAAGGGUUUAGUCGAGGGUGUCACGUAUCCGGCCUGCCACGGUAUUUGGAAAUUUUGGGCACCGCCACUCGAAAGAUCACGUCUUGCCACUCUUGCAUUCUGCGGCUCGUAUGCCGCUGUGGUCAUUGGGAUGCCGUUGUCCGGCGUGUUGACAAGUCUCUUCGGUUGGACGGCUUCGUUUUACUUUUACGGCGUUUGCGGUAUCGUUUGGUAUUGUUUCUGGCUGUGGUUGGCAUUCGAGAAACCCUCGAAGCAUCCAUGCAUCUCGGCGAGAGAGUUACGCUACAUCGAGGACUCGCUAGGGCAAUCGCAAAUGAAUCAGCCGAUGCCGACUUUCGCGACAACGCCAUGGCGCAAGUUUCUCACUUCGAUGCCGGUGCACGCUAUCAUCGUAGCAAACUUCUGUCGGUCCUGGAACUUCUAUCUGCUGGUGCUCUUUCAGGCUCGCUUCAUGCACGAAGCUUUCAGGAUGACGGUGGUCGAGACGGGUUUUCUGGGCGCCUUGCCUCACUUGCUAAUGACGUGCAUUGUCCCGUGCGGAGGUCUGCUGGCUGAUUACCUGCGCAAAACUGGCAUAAUGACCACGACGACUGUGCGCAAAGUCUUCAAUUGCGGAGGCUUUGGGAUGGAAGCACUUUUCUUUUUGGUGGUGGCGCGUUGUGCUCAUACGCAGAACAGUGGCGGAGCGACCGUCGCACUAACUAUCGGUGUAGCUUGCAGUGGCUUUGCUAUUUCCGGCUACAACGUUAAUCAUCUGGACAUAGCGCCACGAUAUGCCAGUAUCCUCAUGGGAAUGUCCAACGGCAUCGGCACUAUCGCCGGCCUCAUCGUACCGAUUUUUGUUGACAACAUCACCAAAAAUAAGGACGCCAAUAGCUGGAGAAACGUUUUCAUCAUGGCAGCUUGUGUGCACUUCGUCGGUGUCACUUUCUACGGAAUAUUCUGUUCCGGCGAGCUCCAGCCGUGGGCUGAUCCAGCUGCUGAUGAGAAGAAGACCUGGAAUCCUUUGGAUGAUUUGGGACAGACUAGACCACCGGUACCACCACCACCUCAGGUCGCGCAGACCCAGUUCAUUAGACAACCAUCUGGAGAGAGCUGGAAAUACGAAGCACAACCGCAGCCUAUGUAUCAGCAACCAGCACCACCGUACCAGGAACCGCCAUACCAGCAGACUCCAGCACCGUAUCAACAACCGCCAGGCUAUCAACAAUCAACCUACCAGUAUCAAGCGCCAACGAACGAGUACCAGCAGCAGCAAGAACCUAUAGGUGGUGGUCAGGCGGUAAGUUACGGAGCAACUCAAAAUACCGGCAGCAAUCCAUUCGCAUCGACAAAUCCAUUCGCUACGGGUGCGGUAAGUGCGAGUUACGUGCAGCCACCGGCAAAAGAUGACUAUGGCCACGAUGUUAUACAGAAUUCACAGCAACAGUGGCAGUAAAGCUAAAUGCACUUCUGCUUUAGUUUGGUAAUCUGGACCAAGCCUUUCGAUUUUUUUAUUUUUAUUCACUUGAUUGAGUUUUCUUCUUGUCGACUGCAUUAGUAUCCUGGAAUCCAAUGGGUUUUGCGGGAACUCGUAGUAAUAUUUUUUUUGCGCGAUAUCACGCUUUAACAUAUCAGCAGAUCGUCGUAUUUUUUGACGAUCACCUAUAAAAUACUAACAAGCUACUUGAAUUUUAAUUGAAAUUUGAUUUGACCGCUCGUGUUCUUUUUUAACAAAUUAUUUAAUAUCGAAUGUUCUUGCAAUUUACGAUAUCAUUGCAAUUGAUUUCAUUAAAAAAGCUGAUUUUUUGUAAAAUACAUAGUCUGUUGAUUACAAUAUUAAAACUAAAUGAGGCGUUGGAUGAGUGGUUCUAACAUAUCGAUUGACCCUAGAGGACGAAAAUUAUAAAAGUAUGUUAGUAGAGAUCUAUUUUUAUCAAUUACAAGAGAAAUUUUAUUCAUACUUCAUCUUUGUCCAGAUUACUAACUAGCAAAAGAAUUUCUCAUCGGUGUUGAUGUAUCGAUGAACAUAAAAUCCUCACGCCAAUCGUAAAAAUUAGUGAGUUGCCUACACGAAACUUGGCGAUUACAAAUUGACGUAUUUUUUUUAAUGUGAUACCUAUGAGGGCAGAUAGCAGGGCUACUAUGACAAUGCAAAUAACCGAUUCUUAUAAGUUCAAGUUUAAUAUUUGCAAAGUAUUUGUGCAAAUUCGACGUAGAAUACAAUGACAAUACUAUACGACGAAAGUAUGAAACAAAUGAAAGUAUAAAAAGUAACUUUGGUUGGCUGUAAGUGAUAAUAUGCCGUUACAGCAACAAGUAUUAUUUUAAAGUACAAGAGUAAAAUGAAAGUGUAUUUCUUAUCACUUAAAAACAAUAUUAGAACAGCAGAAACUUGAACCAGUUAGAUUGAAUAAUAAAUCAAACUAAAUUCCACAUUUAAUAUACGAUUUAUAAAUAUUUUUACACACAGUUCAAAAUAAAACAUACAAUAACAACAAAAUCGUCGAAUUUUAUAAACAAAAUUUAAAAAUACGCGUAAAAAUUGCACUUUUUAAAAUUGCACAAUGCGACAAUAAGAAGAAUUCAGAAAAAUGACAAUAAUUCAGAAGGAAAUUCGAUAAAUCAAAAGAUAUAAUUAAAAACAAUAAAUAUACAUAGAACUAAAUAGUAUAAUAACGGGAAAUGAUAUUUUGACAUGAUAUAGAUUUUACCUUAAUCGUGUGUAUGUAUGGACAAUAACUUGCACUUAUUAAUCAUUUGCACAAUGAAGAUGGAUUUAUUAUGCGUCACAUUAAACAAUUGAAUGCAAAGUUGACCUAAUCCAAUAAAAUACAACAACACUAUAACGAACAAUAAAAAAUGAAUGAAACAGACUAUAAAUACAUUGAAAAACAGCGCCGUUAGCUGCAACUUUUAGGUACUCAAAUGCAGUACAGGAUAACAGAAACAAAGAGAAAAGUAUGAAAAUGUAGCAAUAAGACCACAGAAAGCAAAAUGAAAAUCAAAUGGAAAAAGAAAUUAAUGAAGAUUUUCCCAAGCUAUUAAGUUUUAAUGGAAGUUCACAAAAAGUCAAAUCAUAUGUAUUGUAUGACAUAGACUAUAAACGUCAUUUUACGUUUUAAUGACGACUUUAAAGUAUUGUUAUCAAAUAAGAAAAGAAUGUUUAAAAGACGUAUCGAUAUACGUAAAUUAUCCCACUGGACGAUCUUGGUGUUACACGGGAACCCUAUCAUGAAACUUGAAUGAAAAUGUUCUUUCAAAGCGAACGUCUGGUACGUGGAAUUGAAAUAAAAAUUGAAAGUACGAAAUACGUACUAUAUGAUACCGAUGAAAAUAUUUACGACUAGUAAUAAAAAUGCUGUUGGCAUUUUUGUAGACAUUUUUUAAGCGCAUUUUUGGCAAGUAUUUUCUUGACAGGGAUUCACCGGGGAUUGAGAAGAUUUAAAUUAAGUUAUUCAAAUAAGAUAUUUAAAAGGAAAAAAAAAACAUGAGACAUAAAUAAAAAUGAAAGUAUUUUAAAGAAAGUAACUCCGUCACUUUAUAAUAGAAGUGGCGAUGUUGAAAAAUUAUGAUGAAAGUAAACGGAUGAAAGUAUAAUAUCCACGUGAAAGUUAAUAGAUCAUAGUCGAAGUGACGAAAAUAAUUCGAACAACCCUGCGUAGAUUCUGUUGUUUGAAUGGAUAUCUAAGGAGGUUAGAUCGAUUAUAUAAAAAAUUGUAAUAUUUACGAAAUUAGUCAAUUUACGCGAGACCUUUUUAAAGAAUACGUGAGAGAAGAUCGAAUAUUUAUUACUGAAUUGAUUAUAUAUACAUAUACUCUAUAAACAAAAGUAAAGAAUUCAUUGAUUGAAUAAAUAAAGUUACAUAUGGGCGAUUCUAGUUCUACUAUAUUGAUGGAGUAGCUGAAGAUGAAUCAGGUUUGGCUUUUAGACCAAUCCGUUAUUGUGUUGUGCUAAAAUCAAUGUCAAUGCUCGCAAUACCUUAUAUUUAUACAUAAAAGAAACGCGCGUCUCGUCAUCUUACUUACAAUAUAUUCAGUGGUGUAGUCUCUCCAAUCUUAUUCAAAUAUGUUUUUUCUUACAAUUCAUUCUUAUUAAGAGAUUUAUCAAGUAUUACUUGAGAGAAAAGGGUAUAAUGAAUAACAAUAAACAUGCGGUAUAGCGGUGAAAAGUCUUUUAUAUAAUACUUGUAUUUACUCAGAUUUGCAUAUUUUAAUCGAAGAAAAUUUGAAAAUAAUAUAGAAGGAAGAUGAAUUCAAUUACGUAAAAAGAAGGUUUUGAUAUUUUUUCUUUUACGCGACAAAUUUUGCGGAAUCGACAAUAAUUUCUUUACUUAUUGCAGAUCUACUAUUUCUACAAUGUCCUUGAUAGCUUGAGAGCGAUAUAUUUAUUGUAAAUACGAAUGAUGGUAUACAUAUAUAAUGAUCCGGAAAUAGGGAAUGUGUUCUUAGAAUACUUGUAGAGGUAUUUGCUUCACCAUAAGAGCUAAAUCAUUUUUGCUUGGUGCAUAUAUUUAUCCAAAGUUCCUUGACCGCUAUGUAAGUACAUAUAAUUUAUUUUCAUCCUGCAUUAGUAAAAAGCCACAUUCAGUUAUUAACAAAGAGCAUUUAAGGGAUAGCAUUUUAAGUUUAUAAGCGAGAGAUAGGUGUAAAAACAAUGAUGAAAAAAAUCAGUCACUAUAGAAAAAGGAAUGUUUCCAAAAUAAAAUCAAAUUCAUUGAAAUAUUAAUUUCAUAAGUUUCGAUCGUUUUACAAAACUAAUCAUUUUUUAACUAAAAUGGUUCUUCUUUAGAUCCCUUAAAUGUUUGUUAUAAAAGUAUGCACUUACCCAUGCAUUAAAGUAGUGACUGGCCUAAUAAUAAGUAUAAAGUUGCGAUGCGUGAUAUAGAAGAAAGGAUAAAUAAUAGAAGCUUUCAAUUUGAACCAUUAUAUUUUAACGUCACUUUCUUUAGACAUUUUUCGAUUACUCGAUAUUACGAUAUUGAAUUUUACAUCUACUCAUUUAACCCGUUCAAUCGACUUAUGGACAAUAACAAUAAAAUCACAAUUCAAGGUAUUCAAGAAGCGAAACAUUCGAAAAUAAAAUACUCGAAUAGAUAAAUUUUUGAAAAGUGUCUUUACGUAAGUGAUUUUCCUAAUAAUUAAUUGCUAUAGCAAACUAAAAAUAAGAAAUACCUAGGCUAAUAUCUAAUGCUGUUCGAACAAUAAUUCUGAGAUAUUUCUAUAUUAAACUAUAAAAAUAUACAUACAAAAAUACUUAUAAUAUAAACAUGAAUAAUAAUUUAUGACAAUAAAUGAAUAAAACAAUUAUCGGGCGCUGUGAAACGUUAUAUAUAUACAUAUUUGUCAGCAUACGUUUUUGAGUUUUUUUUCAACUUUCGAUGACAAAGCAUAAAAAACUCGAGUUUGUAGGAGCCAACAAUAGUUGCGUGCUUAUAAUGAACCGCGUGUGCCCUGAUUUUUGUUCCUUUGGAUUGUAAAAGUAUUUAAAUACUGUAGUUUGGAUCUCUAAUAUUGAUAAAUAUUAACAUAUUUCAAUCAGUUGUUUUGCCUAUUAGUAUGAUACAAAUAUUUUAAUUAAUACAUUUUCACAUUUUGGAUGUAUUAAAAAAUAUGAUUCAAACCACCGUUUGUACUAUCAAGUAACGUCAUCUAUAUAUAGUCUUAUUAGCAAAAUGGAAGAUAAAACAAAAUUAUUAUGAUAUUCCCAGUGAAAUGACUAAUAAUAGAAUAUAAUCGUUUUAUUAUUUUAUCAUUAGCAAAGUGGGCGAAGUGAAAGUAUUUUUCAAUUAUUUUACGGAAAAUGGAAUAAUGUAUUUAGUUUUGGUAUUAUUCUAUUGAAGUGGCAAAUUUUGCAGGUAAAAACGGUUGCUUUAAUCAUACUAUUUAUCUUACGAAAGUGCAAGUACAAUAAUAUAUAGACACGAGAGAAUAUAAUUUAUUAUAUGUAUUCUAAUUAUUUAUAUGAUUUGUACAGAGCUGAUACUAAUUAUACUUUGUAUAUAAACAUAUUGCAUUAUAUAAAAAAUAUGAUACGGACAUUAAAAACACAAGUGUGCUUAAUAAAUCAACUCAAAGGCAAGCUGAAUUUAUUUAUUUGAGUAAUACUACAAGCAAAUAAUAAAUUUUUAUUUCGAUAUCUUAAUUGUACAUCAGAUGAUUAUUUAUCAAAGAAUUACAGAAAUUCAAUUUAAGAAUGAUAAUAAAAUAAUAAGUACAUCUACAAUAGAUGAUUAUUUGUAAAUGCGCAUACGAUAUUGAGUGUGGUAAAUACAUUACGAUUAUAUGAAAAUAUUUUUUGUAGUUUUUAAAUAUUGCUCGUUUUUGUUUGGAAUGUAAUUUAAUAAUAUUGUAUAUUGCGAGUCUUUGAGUAAUCAGCAUAUGAAAAUAAAAAUAGGUUGAGUAACAUAUAAUUUAUAAUAUUUGUUGUAUGUACAUUAUAUUAUUACAUGUAUAUAUGUUAUGUUAAGUGUUAUGACAAAUAUUUUUAGAUGUUGAAUCUUACACAUUUUUCCAGUGUGAUAUAACAUUGAAAUGAAUUUAUAACGUUUGAUGCCAGCGAAUGUAAAAGUUCUAUAUUUAAUAAAAUGUAUCGAUGAAUUUAUCGACAAUAAUGAAAGUAAAAACAAUCGAAAGCUUAAUAUAGUAAAAAAAAUAUAAAUGUUCAACAAACUAAUUAUUUCAUGUAUAUUCUUAAUUGAUUUCGCACUUAUAGUUCGUAUUUUUAUUUCAAUGCAGUAACAUACAGUAAAUAAAUACAAUUUCAAAAUUUUAUUACAAUAACGUUCCAUGUUAUCUAAAUCAAAUUAGUGGAUUAUCAUUAAAAAUAAUCACUUGAUUAAUAUUAGUUCAAUGAAAAGUUCGUAAAUUAAAAUCUUGUUCGCUCAAAAAAUAUACAAUUUUGAAUGCAGUAAAUGAUCAUUAUAUAUGUACAUACAUUCACACUAGCAUACACAUACACAUAUAUACAUAUAUAUAAACAGGACAUUGUUGUAUUUAUCAUCAUUAUUGUCUACUCAUUGACAAUUAAUGAUGCGAGUUUUAGUUGAACACUCUUGUAAUUAAAGAUCAAAAUAAUAUGAUUAUCACUGUAUUAUUAACGGAAGCCGUAAAUUCGUGUAUUUAUAUUUUGACCUUUUUAAAACUGAAUUUCAAUUUGUGUUGAAUGUGUGUGUGUAAUCUUAACUCCAUAAAACAUAGUUCACUGAAAUUAAGAUAAAAACCUUAAUGACGAGAAAAUCGAAUGUCGAUUUUGAUCUUUCUUCUUAAUAGAUAAUAUAAUCAUAAUGAUCCUUAAGAAUAUUCAAUCGAUGAACUGUAAAAAUAAUAAAUGGAAUGUGGCCUCGUUGGCGUUGGAAAGACGGGAAAAGUAGGAGAAUGUCAAAUACUUGAUUUGAAGUUGUUCUGAAACUGAUGCUUGUCUCAUAAUCAUUAAGUCAAGCGAAAAUGUAUUACUGAAGUAGUAGAGGACAGAAGCUUUAAAAAAUAAAAUAAAAAAAUGAUUAUCAAGUUACACUGUUACUCACUGGUAAUGUCUGGUUUGUUAAAAAUUAUUAUAUCACGGAUCAUGUAAAAUAUGUAUGUAUAUUAUGAACUUGAGUGUAUUAUGUUAUAGUGAACAAAAUAACAAUGGCUAUUGACAAUAAAGUGUCAGCGACU
This is a messenger RNA of Phymastichus coffea, 8453 nucleotides long. RefSeq names its product vesicular glutamate transporter 1 (gene VGlut). Gene Ontology annotation, molecular function: neurotransmitter transmembrane transporter activity; L-glutamate transmembrane transporter activity. The record is from RefSeq and is a predicted model, not a curated record. The transcript has 8 exons. Gene Ontology annotation, biological process: regulation of synapse structure or activity; neurotransmitter loading into synaptic vesicle; transmembrane transport. The coding region runs from base 196 to 2253 and encodes 685 amino acids. NCBI's taxonomy places the organism in Eukaryota, Metazoa, Arthropoda, Insecta, Hymenoptera, Eulophidae. Gene Ontology annotation, cellular component: synaptic vesicle membrane; excitatory synapse.